Mytilus californianus (California mussel) is the source of this 2146-nucleotide messenger RNA. Its product is annotated as netrin receptor UNC5B-a-like. Gene Ontology annotation, cellular component: membrane. The record is from RefSeq and is a predicted model, not a curated record. Lineage: Eukaryota; Metazoa; Mollusca; Bivalvia; Mytilida; Mytilidae. Gene Ontology annotation, biological process: netrin-activated signaling pathway. Gene Ontology annotation, molecular function: netrin receptor activity; protein binding. The coding region runs from base 139 to 1923 and encodes 594 amino acids. The transcript has 5 exons.
CCUGCCUUAUGUUCAGGAAAAACGAUGGAAUUCAUGUGAUAGCAAAUAUUGCUUUGUGAUUAAUAAUAAUAUCCGGAGUAUUUUGGUUAAAAAUAUAAAUCAGGAAAGAUAAAUAUCACAUUUAGUUAAUAAUUCACCAUGGGUAAUUCACAGUCACAGUCAAGUGUUUUGAUAGCUACUUUAAUCAUUGCAAUAACUGCACUAAUACUUUCUGUGGGAGUGGUUGUAUUUUUGAUAUAUAGAUAUCUAUGUACAAAGAGUAAGAGAUAUAAGUCUGAAUCAACUGAUGGUGAAUCAAUUCAAAUUGAAAACAAUAAUAGAACAGAUGAUCGUAUCACACAAGAUGAACAUGACAUUCCUCAACGAAGGAAAGACAAUGAUAGUGCCAUUGACAUGCGGAAUACUUCUUCUGGAAGUUCGGAACAAUAUGAUGAAAAUGAUCAUGUCGCACAUCACUUUCGACUUGGGGUGCGCUCUAUUGGUCCACAGUUCACAAUCAGCAUAAGGAAGAAAGCGAAUACAAGUAUAUCAAGCAAUGAGACGGCAAAUGUGUACGGUCAUGUUCAGCCUGAUUCGCAAGUUGUUGCAAUUGCUCAAAGUUAUUACAAAGAAAAAACAAAUUCAGUUGACAUCGUAGGUAUUGACGACAUGGAUAUUAUUAAUCACAGACAGAAGAAAAAGUGCAUUCUAGAAAGACAGAAUGCUAUUGAUAGACCUACUUCGUUACUCUUUAUAAACCCUCAAACAUCAUGUGAUGAUAAUAACUUACCCCAGCAAGGGGCGUUUGUUCAUAGAUUGGUAACAAAAGCAGGUGGCGAAUUAACUGUUUUAGGUGUGAGACUAGAGAUACCUUAUGGAGCACUGGAGGAAAAUACACAAGUCACUUUGGGUAUCACGUGGGACUCUUCGCUCUACCCACAACUGACAAAAUCAUGCACAAUGUUAAGUCCUGUGGUUGUUUGUCAACCAUCAAUUCAUUUUCUCAAACCGGUGAAAUUAUCUUUUCCUCACAGUGCAGUCAGUCACGAAAAAGACUGGAAACUGUUUGUUUAUUAUAGAGAAAAUGAUAUUCAGGAAACAAAUACGGAAUGGAAGAAAUUAGAUUCAGAUGAAACGUGUAAAACAGAGAUUUCAACAUAUCAAGUAGUACUGUAUCUGAACCAUUUCACAUUAUAUACUCUCAUUGGAGAAAGUUUGGAAGGAAGGACAGCCGUAAAAGCAGUUAAACUUCUAGCGUUUACCACUCCAUUCCAGAUCAGUAGAAUGUUUACAGUUAGAAUAUAUUGCAUUAAUAAUUAUGAAGACGAUUCUGCUGAAAUGAAGAAUAUCUUGAAGUCAUCGAAGGAACUGAAUGAAAAACAAGCAGAUGUACCUCAGCCAUUGUUUAUUCAAGACAAUGGUGAAGAUAUAUCAGUCAGUCUAUCAAAGCUAUCAAAUGGGUGGGAAAACGACGGUAAUAUGUGUCAGAUGAUUGAUUUUAAAAGUGUAUGGAACUCUUUAUCACCCUCAUGUAAAUUUCUGAUACAUCCGUCUGGACAUUCGGAACGGAAAAUUGUUUGUGAAUUUACAUACAGUCAGAAUCCAUCCGAAAAAGAAAGAACUUUAAAAGUUUCCGAUGAAUAUAUAGAGGUAUCACCCUUAGCAUUGAAAAGACAUCCCGGAACACAAAGAAAGGUUAUGAAGGAUUUAAUUCUUAAAUUAGAUAUAAAAGGAGAAAAGGACUAUAGACUUUUAGCAGAGAAAAUUGGGUACUCGUUUGAACAAAUAAGAUGGUUGGAACAGCAAAAUUGUCCCAAAAGUCCAACAGAGAUUAUUCUUGAAAAAUGGAUUGGUGAUGGACGUGGACUCCAAGAGUUGAAACCUCAUCUUCAUCAAAUGGGACGAUUAGACGCUGUUUCCGCUAUAGAAGACAAAGUCUUAUGAGUGGAAUAAUAGAUCAUACUAAUUUUUCAACGUUCCAAAAAAUCUGCUUUUUUAUGUUUCUUCUUUGGCAAAUAUCUUAUUGUGAUUUAUUGAACAUUUAUAUGUAUAGAUAUUUGUAGGAACUUAAAAAGAGGCAAUAGGAAUAGUGCUUUAAUUUUGAAUAUGUUUUAUCAAAACUAGUGUAAAUAUCGGCAUGGUGUAAAUAAAAUAACUUUAAAGCUAA